UAGCUUGAAUGCAGUUAUGAAUUACAGUCAACAUUCAAACAUUAGCAACAGAACUGCUAUUUUUGGAGGCGGUAUGGAUGUAGUCUCCCCGGACCUCCCAGAAGAAUUACGAUUUGCUGCCUACGUUCUCAAUGAGUAUAGCAUCCCCGUGCUUUUUUCGGUGGGAGUGUGCAUGAACAUAGUUAUUAUUAUCAGCUUUCUGUCCACGGAGUUAAACAGAGUGUCGCCUUGCUUGUACUUUGUGGCUCUGGCAUUUGUUGAUAUCACCUAUCUACUGCAAAUGAUGGUCCCAUGGGCCUCAAGGAAGGUCUAUAACAUAUACGCAGUGGCAGGAAUUUGUCAGCUGACCUACUAUUUCCAUUAUCUGAGUACCUUUAUGGAGUGGUGGUUAAUGGUAUUAAUGAUCACAGAAAGGUCGUUGGUACUUCUGAACCGUAAAAAAGCAAAGAUGUUAUGUAGUCCAUUUCGGACAAAGUGUACCAUUAUUUCUAUGUGUGUCUUUUCCGUUGUGUCUCAUUUGUAUUUAACAUGGACCAGUGCCGUGAUAAAAAUAAAAAAUGUUGAUUACUGCAUCAUCAUUCCGGAAAACCUGGAGAACAUAUUCUUACUGAGAAAAAUUGAUGUUUUCUUUUCAUUUAUCCUCCCUUCUCUGUGUGUAUUUGCUCUAUUGACAACAUGCAUCAUCAAACUCUGUGACAAUCGAAGAAAUGGACACAGACGUCCAACACCUAGUCAGAGUAGCCGACGAUCCAACUCUAAUCGGCGUCCGAGCAAUCUAGAACCGGAAGACAGAGGGAUAAUUUACCUUAAAAAGUUUUAUCCUGGAGUGUUCACGGGAAGUGAGAGAUUGACAGUCACGUGCUGUAUUUUGGCGGCCAUUUUUCUUUUCUUAUGUGUGCCUUGUGACUCCCUGAGGACACGACAGACGUUCGAGGAACAGCCGGACUACUUAGACCAGAAGUGGUUAGAGGUUCUCAGUGUCUUCUCCGCCUUUAACUACACCUAUAAAGCCUUUCUGUAUUUUAUCGCCAUUAAGGAGUUUCGGCAAACUAUUUGGAUUCUGUUGAAAAAGAUUAUUUCACCAUGCAGCAAUGCAAAAUUUUCUCUUAAAUUUCAGCUCAUGUAAAAUCAUUGCACAAUCAAAUCUGGAUCUAGACGACUUAGUGUAUUUAGCAAGAUAAUCGCAAUCAUCACCCAUGAUAUCUCUUACCGUCGGUAUUUCUGUGCAACAGACAAUUAUGUAUGAAGCAACCAGAAACUAUAACGAUUUUGUGUUUUUGUAGUCAUUAUUUAGCUUCAUCAUAAUCUAGUAAAGAAAUAAAAAAAUUCAAAUGUAAAAUUAUUCUCCAAUAAAGAUAAGUCUAGUAAUAAAAUAAGAUAUAAAAAUUUUCCUUGAUAUGAUAGUGGUGAAUGUUUCUUUGCAUUUGCGUUAAAUAAAAUUAUAAAGAAG
Saccostrea cuccullata (small rock oyster) is the source of this 1450-nucleotide messenger RNA. RefSeq lists its product as uncharacterized. The transcript has a single exon. Bases 17 to 1126 code for a protein of 369 amino acids. Gene Ontology annotation, biological process: G protein-coupled receptor signaling pathway. Lineage: Eukaryota; Metazoa; Mollusca; Bivalvia; Ostreida; Ostreidae. Gene Ontology annotation, cellular component: plasma membrane. Gene Ontology annotation, molecular function: G protein-coupled receptor activity. The record is from RefSeq and is a predicted model, not a curated record.